GCACACAAACCAAACAGUUCGCCUUCGAUCUCCGUCGAUGAUGUUUAUCUUAUAAUAACGCGAACAAUAUAUUCCAAUAACAAAGACCUUGCCGGCGAUGACACAAUUUAAACAAAGUGUGAACGCGAACUGAAAACGUAAAUUUUCAAAUAUCCCUCCAUUUUGUUGCGCAGGCGUGCCAACCGCGCUGUGAUUGGUCGUGUUUUAGAACGUUCAAAAAAACAUCAUGAGUGAAUUAAACAGUGUCAGUCGAUCUGCGUGCAAUAGCAAAGGUAGCAUGAUUGUUGUUUCGAACAGAUUGCCAUUUGUUUUGAAAAGAAAUGAGAAAACCGGUGAAUUGGAGCGGAAAGCCAGCGCCGGUGGGUUGGUAACCGCGGUCGCGCCAGUGGUGAUCCGAGGCAAUGGGAUCUGGGUGGGAUGGCCUGGGAUUCACCUGGAUGACCCUAACGAAAAAAUCCCUGAAUCGGAUCCUAAUGAUAAAACACCCACUGCGGGUCUACGCUCCAAUAAGAUUGUAGCAAUACAUGCCGAGCCAAAACUCUUUGAUAGCUACUACAAUGGCUGUUGCAAUGGGACUUUCUGGCCUCUAUUUCACUCUAUGCCAGACCGGGCCACCUUCAUCGCGGAUCACUGGCAUGCCUACAUCAAGAUCAAUAAAGAAUUCGCCGAAAAAACUGUCUAUGCUCUGAAAUUGUUGAAACAGAAUAAGGAGAAGAAUGGCUCCCCUCCUAUCGUUUGGGUGCAUGAUUACCACCUUAUGUUGGCUGCGAAUUGGAUUAGAGAGCGCGCUGAAGAGGACGAGAUUAAAUGUAAACUGGCGUUCUUCCUUCACAUUCCCUUCCCUCCAUGGGACAUCUUCAGGCUUUUCCCUUGGUCCGACGAGGUGCUGCAAGGCAUAUUAGGUUGUGACAUGGUCGGUUUCCACAUAACUGACUACUGCUUGAACUUCAUAGAUUGUUGUCAAAGAAACCUAGGUUGUCGUGUAGACCGUAAGAAUCUCCUAGUUGAACUGGGCGGGCGUACAAUUUGCGUUCGACCUCUGCCAAUUGGCGUUCCCUUCGACAGAUUUGUCACUUUAGCCCAAAACGCUAAGCCAGUACUGUCAACGAGUCAAAAGGUCAUCCUAGGAGUCGAUAGACUGGACUAUACAAAAGGUUUAGUACACAGAUUAAAAGCGUUUGAAAGGCUUCUAGAGAAACACCCAGAACACAUAGAAAAAGUCGUGUUGCUACAAAUUUCUGUACCAUCCAGAACUGAUGUCAAGGAAUACCAGGAUUUGAAAGAAGAGAUGGACCAGUUAGUGGGCAGGAUUAAUGGCAGGUUCACGACUCCUAACUGGUCACCCAUUAGGUAUAUUUACGGAUGCGUAGGGCAAGAGGAACUUGCAGCCUUUUACAGAGAUGCAGCUAUAGCCCUUGUGACUCCCCUCCGAGAUGGCAUGAACCUCGUAGCUAAAGAGUUCGUCGCGUGCCAAAUUAACAACCCUCCAGGAGUUCUUAUCCUGUCUCCAUUUGCUGGAGCUGGGGAGAUGAUGCACGAGGCUCUGAUCUGCAAUCCUUAUGAAUUGGAUGAUGCAGCUGAGGUCAUUCAUAGAGCGCUCAUAAUGCCGGAAGACGAGCGCACGGUGCGCAUGAACCACCUGCGGCGACGCGAGCAGCUCAACGACGUGGACAGCUGGAUGAAGGCGUUCCUCAAGGCGAUGGACUCGCUCGAGGAGGAAGCCGACGACAUCGGCGCCACCUCCAUGCAGCCCGUCACUAUUGAUGACUUCGACGAGUACCUGUCCAAAUACAUCGGCUACACACAAAAGCUGGCUCUGCUCCUGGACUACGACGGCACCCUGGCGCCGAUAGCGCCGCACCCCGACCUGGCGACGCUGCCCCUAGAGACCAAGCACACGCUGCAGCGGCUAUCCAAUAUGUCCGACGUGUACAUCGCCAUCAUAUCCGGCCGCAACGUCAACAACGUGAAAGAGAUGGUGGGUAUAGAAGGCAUUACGUACGCGGGGAACCACGGUCUGGAGAUCUUACAUCCAGAUGGUAGCAAGUUUGUGCAUCCCAUGCCGAUGGAACUGCAGGACAAAGUUGUAGAACUACUUAAGUCCCUGCAAGAACAGGUGUGCAGAGACGGCGCGUGGGUGGAGAACAAGGGCGCGCUACUGACGUUCCACUUCCGCGAGACGCCGAUGGCGAAGCGCGGCGCGCUGGCCGACACCGCGCGCCGCCUCAUCACCGCCGCCGGCUUCACGCCCGCGCCCGCGCACUGCGCCAUCGAGGCGCGCCCGCCCGUGCAGUGGAACAAGGGUCGUGCAUCAAUUUACAUUCUAAGAACAGCAUUCGGUUUGGACUGGAGCGAAAGAAUAAGAAUCAUAUACGCUGGUGAUGAUAACACCGAUGAAGACGCCAUGUUGGCGCUCAAAGGUAUGGCAGCUACAUUCCGCAUAGCGUCCUCUAACAUCAUCAAAACAUCAGCCGAGCGUCGUCUAUCCUCCACCGACUCCGUACUAGCUAUGCUCAAAUGGGUCGAGAGACACUUCUCCAGGCGCAAACCUAGAGCCAACUCCCUGACCUAUAAAAGUGCUAGAAUAGCUCGGGACACGAUACAAAUGCACGUUUCCUACCAACUCCCCGCUAGAUCCCCUAAGAAUACCCCCCCUCGUACUCCCGAUAAAUUCUCCGAUAAGUCGAACUCUAGCGGUUCUGAAUCGAGUUAAAUUAAAUUAUAAUCUAUGUGUCGAGUUAUGUACCCAAAUGUCUUUGAUAAACAUUUUAUUGUGCAUCUUUGUGUAAUGGUUGGUGUAUGAACCACGUAUUAUGUAUUGGGGUAAUUGCGAAACUUCCAGAACCUUUAAAACUUUAUAAAAUCAUUUAUUAUAAUUAUAUUCUU
Molecule: messenger RNA, 2886 nt
Organism: Zerene cesonia (dogface butterfly)
Lineage: Eukaryota; Metazoa; Arthropoda; Insecta; Lepidoptera; Pieridae
Gene: Tps1
Product: alpha,alpha-trehalose-phosphate synthase [UDP-forming]
Exons: 12
Coding region: 227-2713 (828 amino acids)
Biological process (GO): trehalose biosynthetic process
Cellular component (GO): alpha,alpha-trehalose-phosphate synthase complex (UDP-forming); cytosol
Molecular function (GO): catalytic activity
Source: RefSeq, a predicted model, not a curated record